Haliotis rubra (blacklip abalone) is the source of this 1309-nucleotide messenger RNA. Its product is annotated as MFS-type transporter clz9-like. The record is from RefSeq and is a predicted model, not a curated record. Gene Ontology annotation, molecular function: DNA binding. The coding region runs from base 1 to 1059 and encodes 352 amino acids. Lineage: Eukaryota; Metazoa; Mollusca; Gastropoda; Lepetellida; Haliotidae. Gene Ontology annotation, cellular component: nucleus. The transcript is spliced from 2 exons.
AUGACAAAAGCCUAUCUUUCAGUAGUAGAAGAUGGUGCUUCUGUCCGUGGAGCAGCAGGGAAAUAUGGCAUUCCUGAGGCAACAUUGCGCGACAGAGUGAGAGGUUAUGUGAACCCUGAAGUAGUCAAGUCUGGUAUACCACCGCUGCUCAACCAAGAAGAGGAAUUACAUCUUGUGGAACAUCUGAAGGUUAUGGCUGCUUCAGGUUAUGGCUACAGCAGAGCAGAAGUAGUGGAUAUGGCAAGUACCUAUGCUGUAGCCCUUGGAAAGCGUGAUGAAGACCAUCACCUCACUUUGAUGUGGUUCUACAACUUCAUGAAGAGAUGGCCUGAACUGAAGGUGUGCAAACCAAGGGAGAGAAUCUACAAUGUCGAUGAAAAGGAACUGAACCAAAACCAUUCGCCUCCAUCUAUUGCAACUUCUUUAGAACCUGCAACAACACCAUCAGCCGUAGUAUCUGGCAAAGGUUCUACUGUCACUGUUAUUGGAUGUGGCCACCAAAUUCCACAAUACUAUGUAUUUCCCGGCAAGAGGAUGAGGCCACAGCUACUCAAAGAGUGCACUCCAGGAUCAGCUGGAACUGUUACAGAAUCUGGCUGGUCCAAUACUGAGGUUUACCGGUAUUACCUUCAACAUCAUUUUGCUAAGUUUGUACAAGGCCGAGAUUCCAAGAAGAAGAUAUUGAUCCUGUAUGGUGGUCACAUGUCCCAUAUUUCUCUUCCUCUUAUUGACUGGGCCAAAGAACACACCAUUCUUCUGUUCAUCCUCCCUGCCCACACCAGUCAUGUUCUGCAGCCACUUGAUGUAGGAUGCUUUGACCCAUUUGAAAGGAUCUAUAACAACGAGUGUCACCAAUUUAUGCGAUCUAAUGCUUGCACUGGUAUUGAUCGUUAUUCUGUUUGCGACCUCGCAUGUAGAGCAUAUGGCAAGGCUCUUUCUCCUGACAACUUAAGAAGUUCUUUCAGGAAAUCUGGAAUCUAUCCAUUCGAACCACUUGCUGUUGACAAGUCAGCGUUCAUUCCGGCAAAGGUUUUGAAGAAAGCAGCACUUCGAACUUAGUUGGCCUCUGAUGUUCCAGAUCCUCAAGAAGUGACUCCAUCUCAAUCAACAUCAACUUUCUUCAAAUCCAGGGAGGAAGCUGUUGGCAACGUCCAGAAGGUUACCAAGAGGAGGAGGACAAUCAGCACAGUUGUGUCAGGAAAGUCCAUCACUGAAGACUGCACAAGAUAGAAAAUUGUACAACACAACAUCCUGGUUACUGGUACAGCUUCGCCAAAACCAAAGAAAGCACCAACAGCUUCCUCAUCUG